AUAACCACGAUUGUCAGGAUGAGUGGCUCUGUGUGCUCGAGUUCCCCGCCUUUUGACUACGACGCAUUCACAACAUACAGCUGAAGUUUGACGUUAUAAAUGAUCUUUUUUAUUAUUUCUUGAGUAUGUAGCUCACGUAUUUGAGGCUAUAUACUCUGAACGAAUCAGCUGGCAGCCAUGUUACUGCCAUCCGACGUUGCUCGUCUUGUUCUGGGCUAUCUACAGGAAGAAGGUCUGUCCGCUACAACCCAAGCAUUCAUUCAAGAGAGCCCCAACCUGAAAGAAUACGCAGAACACACUAUGGGAGAUGGAACUCUCCCUGCCUGUGUUUUUUCUGUCUUUGGGAAGGGACUAACAACCAUUUUAAAUGAAUAUAUGGCUGCCAAAGCCAAAGAGACUUGCCAUGAAGUACCUGCUAUGAUGACAUCAUUGUGGAAAAAGCUGGAUUUUACACUCAAACAAAUCAAAUCCUUACAGAAUUCUCCAGCUAUGUCAGCAAGUCAGAGAGCACGUUCACGUGCUGGACUGGCAAACUUGGCGAGACAACAAGUUUUGACGGUGACCUCAGCGAGCAGUCUGGUAUGUUCCUCGGAAACAUCCUUAAUCAGCAGCCAAGCACUCAGUUCGCAGAGUAUGCUUAGCCACCCCACCCCUGGAAGCCACAACUCCCCACAAAUCAGAGCUCCCCCGGGCACUGCAACAUCACACCAGUUCCAUGAUAUCAGCCGAUCACUAAGUAUACAAAGAGAUUCCCCGAUACAGAUAAUAGUGUCAGAACAACGGGCAAAUCCAGGACCAAUGUCCCCAGGGCGACGGAAAUGGGACACUCCAAGGAAAAGGAGCGCUGCUCUCGGAGGCUCCAGUGGUCCUGGUAAACACAGCACACCUGCCAGCAAUGUCACUGCUGAACCACAACUUGAGGAAGUAGUUGAUGAGAAUUUCCCUCAACUAGUGAUACAAAAUGCCCGUGACAAGAUUCUGGGAGACAGAUCAUUACAGGAAAAACUUGCUGAAAACAUCAACAAAAUUCUUGCAAAUGAGCCAACUCCCCAAACACCCAAGGCCCCAUCAAGCUCAAUAGAAGAUGACCAAUCAAUUGAUGAGAUUCUUGGACUACAGGGAGAAAUACAUAUGAGUGAGGAUGCAAUCCAUGACAUUUUGAAGCAAACGGAAUCCGACCCCGCCUUUCAGGCCCUGUUUGACCUCUUUGACAAUAAUAAAACCCGUACUGAUGGAGAACCAGGAACUAUGGAAAUGGACAAUAAGACAGGGGAGAGUGAUAAUGCCGUAUCACCACCAUCGACAGUCGGGCAGCUUCAGAGUAGCAAUCCAGGUGCCGCACUGCAAGAUACAUCAGAUGUAACCGCAGCAAUGGAGAAGAACAAAGCUAUACAAGAUCGUAAGACCAGAAAAUCAAACCCCCUUUUAAAGAAGAGUGUACUCGGGUCAAGCAGUAGGUCAUCCCAGAUAGAAAACAGUUCUGCAAAACUGUUCAUUCCUCUUGAGGAGCCGCCUGGUGAAAACAGAAAGGAAAAAGCCUCACUCUUCAAUAAUAGCGUUGAUGCACCACCAAUGGAUAUUGACGACACAUUGAAUACUUCAGCUAUUUUGGACAGUACACCCGUCACUAAGGACAACUCUCCCACCACAAUGUCCCUUAUCGACUCAACACCUGACCUUUUAUCGAGAGCCACCUCUACAGCAGAACCAGUCAUUAAUGUGGACGAUCAGAAGGAAAGUAAAGAAGAACAAGGCUCUCAAGUUCAACCUGCUGCAUCUUUAUCUUCGCAGAGUGAAGAGCCUGUAUUUUUGUCGCCUGCUCCAGUUAAAUUGAGUGGAAACCCCUCUCUUCCUUCAGUAGCAAUCAGUGGUGGAACAAUUCAAUCUCAGAUGAAUCUCCCAGUGACAUCUCAGUCUUCCCGUAGCUUAUUUUCUUCUGCAAGCGCCACCGUUUCUCCCCCUCUCUCUUCCUCUGUUGGUACACCUCAAACGAGUCCGCUCGACUCAUCCACAUUUACUUCCACCACAUCCUCCAUCUCUGGAAUGCUAGGCGCUGCUCAAUCUAGUUCGGCGACCAGCAAUUUUAACACCCCAAUGAAAGACGUGACUGAUUCCAGUAAUGUCGUUUCAUUGAAGAUCAUAAUCAGCGAUAACCCAGAUGAAGAUUCCUCAAGUGAUACGGCUUUGAAUCAGGCCAUUUCCAGUAUUUCCACAGAAAAGCUACCCACAAUCUACCUUUCCUCGCCUGCCAAGUCCCCCACAGAUCCUGGCACACCGAGAGGCACAAAGUUGGAUGAAACUGCACUGGCAGUUCAUGGCUUACAAAGGUCAGAGGCACUAGCCAAUUCACCUUGUGGAGCUGGGACACUAGUUCCAUUUCAUCAGUUGACAGCAACAACACAAACACAGCGAGGUAAUUCACCUUCUAGAGCUGGGGCACUGGUUCCUUUCCAUCAACUGACAUCAACAACACAAAUGCAGCAAGCUAAAUCGCCAAAUAGAGUUGGAGCACAAGUUCCAUUUCAUCAGUUAACAGCAACACAAACACAGAUGGCGAAUUCAACUAGUAGAGCUGGAGCACUCGUCCCGUCUCAUUCUUUACCAACGACACAAACACAACAAAGCUACAUUAUUCAGCUGGCCUUGGACACUGCUAACCCUGUGCUCCAAGCAGCAAGUACCAGCUAUUUCCUCAUGACUGAACCCCUGACAGCAGAUCCUUCAGGCAGACCGGUGCAAGCGCCUGCUGGUUCCUCAAAACUACCACUUUUGCGCCAAAACAACCCCUAUAGUGUUUCAGCAGCAACUCCUCAGCAAAGCCUUGUCCCUGGGUCCCCACUCAUCUUCCCAUCACCUGUUAAGCCUAUGAUGCUUCCUGUGUCUGUUGUGGGACAGAAUGUUCCUGGAAAUGUCCAGAUGGUGUCUAAUCCGCAGACCAUAACUUUGGAUCCCAAACUCUCGAUGGUUGCGGCCAAACAGUCCACAACCGGUGGAACCAUGCACAGUGAGGCGACGCAGAAUGCAUUUCAACAGCAUGAACCAAAGAAUUCCAGUUCCAGCCAUAAAAGAAUUUUAUGUUUUGAGUCAUCGACCAAAAUUCAGCCACCAACUUCUAAACCAGCAACGCCCGCCUCUUCACCUGUGAAUACAUCAACUUCAAAAGGUGUCACGCAGACCAAGAAAGGUCGUUCACGAACCUGUACAAGGCCUGCUAUCCUACGUGGAAACAGGCACAAACGGAAGGUUGAGGAUCUGAGGUGCUCGGCAGAUUCCAACGGCCCUGGGAAUUUGGUUAAAUCUGUUUCCCCUCAACAACAAAGCCACGUGAGAAAGAACUCUGGCAAACAAGAUGCUAACAUUCUCAAUCGAAAACCUCAAAUUGCAAGAGGAAACAGCGUUGAUGUGUCACAGUGUGAGUUUGUGAACAGCUCAGAACCAGAAACUACACCGAAAUCUGAAUCGGGGAAACACAGUCACAAUGAGAAUGCGGUAAGUGGAGCUCCACCAAUGGAUUCUGUUAGCUCGGAGUUGUCGUCUUCCUAUUCUCUGCUAAAAUCAGCAAGUAGUAAAGACAAAGUUGAGAACAACAGGAAAGAGCCUGCACGAGAACAGGCAGGGAAGAACACGCAUACUCAGGACAAACCAAAUGUGAUGGCUGACAAAGAAAACAAAGUGAUGGCUGGCUCACAAGAGCAGCAGCAGUCCUGUCACACACCUUUCGCCUCGGCACCGGCAGACUUGGCCCCUCCAGCUGUCACACAAAGUUCCCAAUCCACAGCUGCCAAAAUUCCCACAAAGACCAGCUCGUUGGCCAUACAGGCAGUUGAGAUGCUACAAAACAUUCAAGGGCUCAACUCUCCUCCCAGACCUGUUAAGAGAUUAACAGUAGGACUCAACAGCCCAGAACUAACUGGUGCACGAAUCCCAGGGGCUGUUGCGAACCAGGAAGAGUCCAGGAAGAGUCCAAGAACUCCUCUGCAACAGAAGAAGGGUAAAGAUUCCGAGGGAACACCGAAGAAUCUUCUUCCCCAUAACACCCCAGAGAUCCCCACCUGCAGCCCCGCUAGCGAGGCUGGCAGUGAAAACAGUAUCAAUAUGGCCGCUCACACACUAAUGAUCUUGUCGCGUGCCGCCAUCGCCAGGACCGGCUCACCACUCAAGGACAGUUUGCGUCAGGGAGCGGGCGAGACGUCUCCCACGCGUUUAAAGAAUUCAAAGAAACGUAAGCAACCCCCAACCACUGCCAGCCCCCCUGUUAAGAAAUCUUCAAAACAAUCUCCCAUCAAAAAGAAAAACCAGCAAAGGAAAACACUCAUAAAUUGCUUCCCCCAUGACUUGGAUGUGGAUAAGUUCCUUUCUUCACUUCACUACGAUGAAUGAAAGUGGACUAGCCAACGGGAAAGGGUUGCUAUGACAUGGCCUCCUUGAGUUACGUCCAGGAAUAGAAGAAGCCAUCUGGUGAUCCAAUGGCCACCGUUUCUUCUCAUAACCUAACCUUAGACCUUGUAAACUGAAAUAAAUCUGUUUAGCCUGUUUAGGCUUUAAUUCUACCAGUGUUGUUGGCUGUUGCAGCAGUUGAGAAACAUGGCACUUUUUGCAUCCUCACGCUUGUUUAGGAUUAUGAUGCUGUUUUACAGCAAUGGUUAUAUUCAUUGGAAUACUUGCUUGUUCUCAAGAAUGGGCCAGCAAUCUUUGGUCAAUAUUUGACUCGGUUUGAUGAAACCAACUAACAGUUAAACAUGUUGCCGUGUACAAAUACAUUUUGUAAUAUGCAUCUUCCAGCAGAUGUGUUAAUUUGUUUUAAAUGACUUUUGAUGAGUUUUAUGUUAAGAAAUGUGAUGUAAAAAAGAAAUGUGAAAUGGAAAGGAAAACAUUUGAGAAAUAUGUGAAUGUGAAAUGUGCUGGCCAAAAGUACAGUAUAUCUCAAACCUAGAAUUAAAAUGAUUGUAUUUUUGCUGCGCAAUAAAAUUGGAAUUCAUUG
Molecule: messenger RNA, 4981 nt
Organism: Hippocampus zosterae (dwarf seahorse)
Lineage: Eukaryota; Metazoa; Chordata; Actinopteri; Syngnathiformes; Syngnathidae
Gene: npat
Product: nuclear protein, ataxia-telangiectasia locus
Exons: 17
Coding region: 178-4380 (1400 amino acids)
Cellular component (GO): nucleus
Molecular function (GO): protein binding; transcription coregulator activity
Source: RefSeq, a predicted model, not a curated record